AGAACGCUUGAUUGCGAGUAUUUGGACAGGGCCCAAAUCUCAUCAUUCUCAACCUGUCGUCCACUGCAGCAUCUGGCAUCUUUAUCGUCAGCAAAGCAGCACAAGACAACAGACAACAUUCAAGCGUAUUUGCACUCUGGAAGAAGGUCAACGAUGAUGGAGAAAUCGAGUAGCCAGUAUGACUCGUUCAUGUUCUGGAGGCAGCCUGUUCCGGCCCUGGAUCUUUCCGAGCUGCGGGACCUCGGCUUGCUCGACGGUCCCGGCAACCAAGGAGACGGGCUGAUCAAACGGGAUGAACAUGAACCGGAGUUGAGCGAGUUCUCGUCCUUCAACUACUGGAGAGAUCCGAUCGCUGAUGUAGACGCUCUGCUGGCAGACCUCAACCUGCUGCUCUGAGCCCCGCCCUCUGCCCCACCCAGAUGAAGCAUGUUACAAAAGCUGACGUGAUGCCGUUAAAUUGCUGCAUGUCGUGGUCUGAGCCUGCAAAACUACAACUGCCACUUUUGAGGUUGACAGAUUAGCUCAUCGCUUUAAUGAUUUUGCCUUUUUUUUUUUUUUCCAAAUCAAAAAUCUGUUGUUUUAAUAUAUUUUUAAGGCGUGUUUACGUUUUUGCCUAUUUCAUGCAGCUGAUUUGAUCAGCCUCACGCUUUAGCCCCUGGACAAAAUAAACAUUUUUGUCAUUUGAAUGUACCAAACAAUGGCAACAACAAUGAAAUGGAUUUUCUUUUGCUGCAACGGCAGCUGUUCGUGAAUUCUCAAAGCGUUCGAGGCCAAUGUCAACAACAAAGAUAGCAGAUUCUGAUCUAUUGUUUGUUGUUCUCGUUUGUCACAACAUAUUUUGACUCCAGUAUCAGCAAACCUUCAUCACAAUCUUCCUAGAAAUAAAGAAAUGUCGUAUUUUCAAA
This is a messenger RNA of Syngnathus acus (greater pipefish), 905 nucleotides long. RefSeq names its product MLLT11 transcription factor 7 cofactor (gene mllt11). Gene Ontology annotation, cellular component: cytosol; nucleoplasm. The coding region runs from base 154 to 396 and encodes 80 amino acids. The transcript is spliced from 3 exons. Gene Ontology annotation, biological process: positive regulation of DNA-templated transcription; positive regulation of mitochondrial depolarization; apoptotic signaling pathway. The record is from RefSeq and is a predicted model, not a curated record. NCBI's taxonomy places the organism in Eukaryota, Metazoa, Chordata, Actinopteri, Syngnathiformes, Syngnathidae.